Zonotrichia leucophrys gambelii is the source of this 2491-nucleotide messenger RNA. It is a transcript of the gene CLBA1, whose product is annotated as clathrin binding box of aftiphilin containing 1. The record is from RefSeq and is a predicted model, not a curated record. Lineage: Eukaryota; Metazoa; Chordata; Aves; Passeriformes; Passerellidae. Gene Ontology annotation, biological process: intracellular transport. Bases 533 to 1558 code for a protein of 341 amino acids. Gene Ontology annotation, molecular function: clathrin binding. The transcript has 7 exons. Gene Ontology annotation, cellular component: AP-1 adaptor complex; trans-Golgi network membrane.
GAGAGGCUGGUCCGUGCCCUCACUGGUGACAUCUCCCUGCUUGCACAGGUGAUAUCUCCGUACCCGCACCGGUGCCAUCUCCCUGCCCGCACCGGGGGCACCGUGGGCGCGCCUCCCCGGGGCAGCGCCCGCGGCUCCGGACGUGCAUCCCCCGCCCUGUCGCUCCCGGACUCCAGCGUGACCCUGGGGCAGGCCAGGGAGCUGCCGCACCCUGCUCCGUGCCCGGCCCGCCUCCGAAGGAAACCCGGGGUCAAACCCACAUUCGGGUCUGUUAAACACCGCGGCAGGUCGGGAGAGGAGCGUUUAGCUUAAUACUCUGCACAGAAAGUGAGGCUGAAUAACUGCACAUGCCGAGUGCUGGAGGAGAAGCUGAAGGACAUCCUGUUUUCUUUCAGCAGUGCUGUUAUUCUUUGGAGUGAAAUGAAGAAUUUGAUUUUGUUUUGGAAACACUCAUAUUUCUGAUGCAACUGAACUUCAGUAACCUUUUUGCAGUACAGAUUUCAACAAAUUAUUUUUCUUCUCUUGGACAAAGAUGCAGAACUUGUCGGCGGUAGAAAGUCUUGGUAACGCAGACAUACCACACUGUGAGCCUCCAAAAGACCUGGCAGCUGGGGCAGGUGGAGUGUCUUUCCGUGGAAAUGACUGUAACUGGAAUGAAAGGACAAGCAAUGAAGAAAUUGUUAAUUUUGAAGCAACGCAGCAAAGCAUCCCUGCAGCGAACAGCGAAGGGAGAAGUUGUGAGGAGUUUUCCGAGAGCAGCUUUAGUCCCUCAGAACCCAGCGGUUCCUGGGGUGAUUUUGAAAGUUUCACGGAGUCCUUAGACAAAUCAGAGAGAUUCAAUGAUAACCUCGAAGUUUUGGUGAGUUCAGCAGUAACUCGUGGAGCUGAUGUGGGGCUGAGCAGCAGCGGCGGCAGCAUUUCCAUUUCUGCUGCCCACGGGUGUGCGGAGCCAUCUCUGUGCCAUGGCAAGCAGGAGGCUUUGGGCUCUCUCAGUGAGGAAGACCACAGCUAUGAGGAGAUCUUCAAGUUGGGCUUUCCAGAAGUCUUUGUGCCACAGUCCAGAGAGUGCAUAAGAAGCUUAGAGCAAGUUCUUGAUGCAAGUAAUGAAGAUGUUUGGAUUCCUGAACUUUUGAAUAAUCAACUCUGCAUGGAUUCUGGAAAUUUAUGGAGAGCACUGAGGGACUUUGAUAAUGCCCCCAGCUCAAGACAUCCCUGGAGUAAAUCUCAUUGCCAAGAAAACCUCCUGAGCGUUCUUGGAGUAGAUGCAAAUCAAAAGGUUGUUUCAGAGAACCAGGCUGACAUUUUUGAAGAAUCAAAUGUCAAAGAUAAUGAGGACUUUAGGUUUGAUGGAUUCAGUGUUAAUGACUGCAAAGCAUUGAUCCAGACCAAGCUUUCUGUGUCACCAGACUCCAGACAUGGUCACCUUUUCACCUGUAACCUCUUUUUGAAGACCACGUCAUCAAAUGAAAACACAGAGUAUAUAACAAUCCCAAGAAAAAAGCAGAUUUUUUCUACACACAACCUAAAAAUGAAAUUUUUCAGUAGUGGUGUUUGUUGAACUAAAUGCAUUUUUUUCUCUUUUUUUUUUUUUGAACUGAAUGCAGUUUACCUUCAUUUUGUUACUGACUUGGUACUAUAGACUACAGACAUUCUUUAGCAAAGUGACAAAUUGCUGUAUUUGAGGGACAUAAGGCCACGUUAUUAGAAGAUAUUUCUCCUGUUUAGUUGAGAAGUCAAAUUUUGUAAUUUUGCCCUGCCAAGUUUUGCUGCAGAGUUGUGUCUCUUACAGUAAAUGCUGCAGCUGCAGCCAGGGUUGGAGAUAACUCUGGUGGACUCUCCUGAACUACUGACCUUCCAGGCCUUAAUUUUCAAUCAAAAACCUUCUUUCCCAAGUCUCAGGUGUGUUGUAAUGUGCCUUGCCCUCAUCUCUCCUCAUAUUGCUCCAGUGUGGAUCAGCUGAGACCUGUGGCUCUGCCACUGUUGGGUGUAACGAGAAGAGCCUUUCUUCAUUUGGGGACUUUCAGUGGGGUUUAGAAUAAAAGUGUUUUAAUUUCUGUCUAAUGAAGCCUGCUGUGGUGAUAGGGGUAGAGGCAGCAAAAUGCUUCAUUCUGGGAUGGAUUUCUGGCUGAAAUAAAUCACCUUUUGAAGCUUUUUGAUUGUCACAGGACGUGGAUUCAUCCAGCCACACUUACACCAUGCACACCCUGCUUGUAAAAGCUCAGCAGUUGUGCAGUUCAGGAUGUGAAUAAUGGUGUAAAUUCCUGCCCUUUUAAGAUUUUAUGGAAACUGUCAAGUGUUGCCCAUCUUCCUGCAUGCCUGGUGCCGCAGGGGAUGCACUUCACUGUCACUCAGGAGAAUCCCUGCUGGUUCCCUGCCAACUGCAACAGCUUUAUUUAUUCAUUGGCAGUAACUUGUACACAAGUUACUGAUCUAUUUGCUGCUCUGGCCAUUCUGAAUAUGGAAAUUUUAUAUGGCUUUUUGCUUUAAGGAG